Molecule: messenger RNA, 1422 nt
Organism: Metarhizium robertsii ARSEF 23
Lineage: Eukaryota; Fungi; Ascomycota; Sordariomycetes; Hypocreales; Clavicipitaceae
Product: fatty acid desaturase
Exons: 1
Coding region: 1-1422 (473 amino acids)
Biological process (GO): lipid metabolic process
Source: RefSeq, a predicted model, not a curated record
AUGGAAGAGUACAUCGUUUUCGACAAAGCUUUGACCAAGGCCGACCACGUCGUUCUGCAGAGCUUAGCCCGGGAUAUCAAAACGGCCAGCUCCGUAAGAUCUAGAAAAUCCAAGGGACGCGAUUCCGAUUGCGACUCUGGCAUAGGAUCUGAGGAGAGCUCUUCCAGUGGGGACGAAGCCAAGGCAUUUCCCCCCCAAGAUGAUGCCACGACAGACCAAGACAUCGCCGCACUCAAGGCGUCAAGGAAUCCUAAAAGUGCCGCAUUCGAACCCACGAUCGUCCUGUCAGUCGAUGAUUGUGACGCUCAUCUUCACCCGCUACUCAACAAUUACUUGCUGCAGCCAUAUAUCCAGCUGGCUCGGAGGAUUGUGCGCCAUGAGACAGAUGUAGCCAUGCUGACACACCUCAUCAUCUACUUCACCACGUCGGUGCCUAGUGCACUGGUGCUCUUUCGACACUUCACCUACACACACGCCGUGCUCCAUUUCGUUAUGCAAAUGUACUACGUGGGAACCUAUACUUUGAUGCAACACCAACAUAUUCAUCAACGGGGCAUAUUGGCCAAGACGUACGGCCUCUUUGACAGAGCCUUUCCUUACAUCCUCGACCCGCUCAUGGGCCAUACAUGGAAUUCCUACUACUAUCACCACGUGAAGCACCACCAUGUAGAGGGCAACGGACCAGAUGACCUGUCGUCGACUAUUCGAUACCAGCGUGACAGCGUCCCCGACUUUCUUCACUACGUCGGACGAUUCUUCUUCCUCGUGUGGUUGGAUCUGCCCUUGUACUUUUUAGGUAAGAAUCGACCCGGCUUGGCGAUCAGAGCAGCUGGUUCUGAGCUCGCAACCUACGCGUACUACUACUUCAUGUCCCGGCUUGUGGGCACCAAGGCAACCCUUUUCGUGUAUAUUCUUCCCUUCCUCAUGUUGAGAGUGGGUUUAAUGGUUGGAAACUGGGGUCAGCAUGCGUUUGUGGACAGUGAUGAGCCGGAUUCCGACUUCCGGUCCAGCAUCACCGUGGUUGAUGUUGCAGUAAGUCUCUCCAAACUCCAUGCCCGGCCCAUGAUUGGAAGAGACACGAGAAAAACUAACGAGGGACAGAGUAACCGAUUUUGCUUCAACGAUGGUUACCACACGUCUCACCAUCUCAACCCCCUACGCCACUGGCGAGACCACCCUAUCUCAUUCCUUGAGCAGAAACACACAUACGCCAAAGAAGGCGCCCUCGUGUUUCAUGACAUUGACUUUCUUAUGAUUACCUUCCGUUUGUUGCGCAAGGAUUACGAACAUCUUGCCAAGUGUCUCGUGCCGAUGGGAGACCAGAUCCAUCUCACAAUGGAUGGCCGGGUCAAGCUACUAAAAAGGCUGACGAGGAAGUUCACAGAGGAGGAGAUUGCAGAAAAGUUUGGAAAAGUUCAGUAA